AUGGACGGCUCCAGCAAACUACACGAGCAGCCCUCCACGGUGUCCAAGACGGCCCCGAGUCCGCAAGAGGGACACGGACACGCUCACCACUUGAAAUGGGGCGAAGUUGUUACGAGCGGCUUUGCGCCUCCGUCCGCUGGCGAGGAUGAUGACUCUGACCUGGACGACCCGUGCCACAGCACCAAAGACGGGGCCGAGAGGCGUCGCAAGAUGACGAGAGAUCGCUCUCGAGAACAAGUGGAUGCCGAAGCUAGACGCUUGCACGCUCAACGACGCUACCUAUUUCGCAAGCCUAGACCUCUGCAGUACUUUAGGGGCAAUGUCCUGGUUCGAUCCAACGAGGAGCGCGGUUCUGGUCGACUCGAACUCUUCUUUGACUUGGUCUUCGUCGGCAUCAUCGCGGUACUGGCGCAGAGCGCUGUCCGUGAACCAACCGGAGCAAGCUUUGUGCGAUACCUCUUGACCUACACUGCUGCGUACACCAUCUGGAAUUGGAUGCGUGAAAUGGUCAGUCUGCUUCUGGAAUUGUGGGAUCGACCCAAGUGUAUUGCUCACACUCAAGAUAUCUCCUAAGUUCGACUCCUUCUACAAGGAUGAUUUCUCUCAGCGAGUACUAGUUGUCUUUGUGAUGGCCUGUCUUACGCUUUACGGCAACAAUGCGAUCCACGCUCAAGAUAUGUUAAGCGAAGGUUCCGGGCGUGCUGUGGCCGUCGCCGCUUAUUUGCUUGCAGAGCUUGGGCUGUUCUCCACCUGGUUGCUGUACUCAUUGUGAGUUUACUAUCAAGCACCUGUGUAAUGUUUCAGCACUUACUACCUACCGCGGGCCUCAGCUACAUUAAGGCGUACCGCGUUCAGAUCAGGGCGCAUGCUCUCGUAUGGAUCUGCACCUCUGCCAUAUGGAUAGGAAGUAUCUUCGUCGAUAGUAGAGCUGCGAUCGCCAUGGUAACCGUUGCGCUUGUGGUCGAGUGGAAUGCCUGGCAAUUUUGCUAUUCGCCAUCGUUCAAAAGACUCUUCAAGCUGCGGUACUCCUCUGCGGUAAGUGGAGUCUCAAAGCCGUCGUAACAGGACCACACUGAUGCUGACGGUGUUUGCACCGCAGAUCGCUAUCGAGCACGAGAUUGAUCGUUUCUCGGACUUCUACACGAUCGUCUUGGGCGAAUUUUGCUACUCGCUCUUUGAUGGCAAUCCCACCGGCUCUGGCUUCCAUGAAGCAGCUGGAAGAGCAAUUCUCUGCUUGCUGAUUGCCUGGGCAUUUCAGGUAGGCAGCCCUGCAAUUGCGCAGGUCGGCGAAGGUCUUGCUAAAGCCGAUUGAUGUCUUUGCUGUUUGUGCAGUUGUUUUACAUGAAUGGCGGCUCUUCCAAAAAGAUUACUCACCCUUUGCGCCACGUGAGUCUGUCGGCUCAGUCAAGUGCAAGACUCAGCCUGACACUGUUGUCCGCAAAAAUGGUUAGGGAAUGCAUAGGGCAUUGCUUUUCUUCAACCUCCAUCUGCCCAUUGUCAGGUGAGAGUGGCUCGCGCAUGUCAUCACGUGAAUCUCAGACUGAACGUCGAUUGGACCUUUUGGCAGUGCCCUUACUCUUUGUGGCGAUGCGAUGGCAGACUUGAUCCACGAGUCGGCCGUCAAGUCAGGGGUGCGCUGGAUAGCGUGCGAAUCUUAUGCGGUUGGUAUGCUGGGUCUUUGGUGCCUCGCAACGCUCGAAGUGGAGCGAGACGCGCCGGGAGAACUCUGGUUUCCAAAGGUGAGUCGAUAUCCAGAGUCAAAUCGACUUCCCUUGUAUCUUGGCGCUGAAGGACACCGCCUCUUCGCGCGCAGUGGGCAAGGUUGACUCCUAGGCUGCUUUCGAGCAUCGUAGCUGCCUUGCUUCCCUUGACACGCCAGAAGCUGGAGGAAGAAGUGGAGGGCACCGCUGAGGCGGUCCUGGUCGCGAUAAAGAGAGCAGCAGCUGAGGGUGCUGAAGGUGUCCUACCCGAUGCAGAAGGAAGUGAACCUCAGGUCGGAUUUGGUCAUGGCCCAGACAUCACCACUACAAAGUUGUUAGGGAUUCUGACCGCCCUCUCGCUUUUCACUUUGCUGUGGGAAACAAUAAGCUCCCUCGAUGGGCCUAAUGCGCCCGACGAAAGCGCCUCGGAUGAUCUCUUGGAGCGCGCAAAGACUGUCAGCGGAUACAAGCACGCGCUGCGAACGCCAGCUUGGAGAGGUGCGUAAUUUUGCGUUGGUAGCGUACGUUUGCAGCAUCGCGUGAUGCCAUGUUGACAGAGCUUGAGCUCGGUGCACGAUCCAGGCUUCCCGAGGCUUGCUGAGCCUGGAUCUGGAACUUUCGAUCACUCGCAUCAGCGCAGCCACCCUUCGAGUAUUGCGCCAACUGCCGUGGUACCCACGGCGACUACCUGA
Molecule: messenger RNA, 2392 nt
Organism: Ceraceosorus bombacis
Lineage: Eukaryota; Fungi; Basidiomycota; Exobasidiomycetes; Ceraceosorales; Ceraceosoraceae
Source: the annotation of a GenBank genome assembly